This is a messenger RNA of Anopheles maculipalpis, 794 nucleotides long. Its product is annotated as coenzyme Q-binding protein COQ10, mitochondrial. Bases 136 to 750 code for a protein of 204 amino acids. Gene Ontology annotation, molecular function: ubiquinone binding. The transcript is spliced from 3 exons. The record is from RefSeq and is a predicted model, not a curated record. Gene Ontology annotation, biological process: cellular respiration; ubiquinone biosynthetic process. Gene Ontology annotation, cellular component: mitochondrion. Lineage: Eukaryota; Metazoa; Arthropoda; Insecta; Diptera; Culicidae.
ACCAAAUACUCAACGUUACGCAAAUCUAAAUUGUGCGAUUUUUGCACCGUGGAAGCCGCAGCUGGCUGUUGGCUGUGGAGAUACUCUUUUUGGGUAGGUUCACGUGCUUUUGUGUUUUUCGUGCAGUCCGAAGAAAUGUCCGUGAAAGUGGUAGCUAACGCAAAGCAUGUAUUCCUCUCGAGAAACCUGGCGCAAUACCAGCGAAACCCUCUGCUCUACUCAACAUACAGAGGAAUUUUCGAUUUUACACCAAUAACGAAAACACGACGUGAAUUUACCCAGAAGAAGCUGGUUGGAUAUUCAAUGCAACAGCUGUACUCCGUAGUGGCCGAUGUGGAAAAAUACAAUACUUUUGUGCCAUUUUGUAAAAAAUCUUUCGUGUACGACCGAAAACCGGGCUCAUUAAAAGCGGACCUUAUCAUCGGAUUCCCACCGCUGAACGAAAGCUACACCUCGAACGUUACCCUCAUAACACCUUCCCUCGUCAAGGCGGAAUGUGUUGAUGGUCGGCUGUUCAACUACCUGUUGACGGCUUGGCAGUUUAGUCCGGGGCUGAAGGACAUCCCGCAAUCGUGCGUCAUUGAUUUCAUGGUAUCGUUCGAGUUUAAAUCGCUACUACACUCCCAGCUUUCGAAUCUGUUUUUCGAUCAGCUCGUAAAGCAGAUGGAAUAUGCCUUCAUAGACGAAGCGGAGACGAGAUACGGGCCACCGGCAAUCAAGAGCCACGUGCUGGUAUCGAACAAAUCGUGACCCAGAACACUGGACAAAGAUGGUAAACGGGUAGGGAAAUCUUA